This is a messenger RNA of Emiliania huxleyi CCMP1516, 887 nucleotides long. RefSeq lists its product as hypothetical. The transcript is spliced from 4 exons. Gene Ontology annotation, cellular component: cytoplasm; nucleus; ribonucleoprotein complex. The annotation marks the transcript as partial. NCBI's taxonomy places the organism in Eukaryota, Haptophyta, Isochrysidales, Noelaerhabdaceae. The record is from RefSeq and is a predicted model, not a curated record. Gene Ontology annotation, molecular function: mRNA binding.
GAGGCAGGAAGCAGGUAGAGGCACGCUGCGGCAGCAGGGCCGCCGGACGCCCUCCCCCCUUCUAUCCCCAAGCCCCAGCCACCUCUGCCAGUCGGAAACCCGCCUGGCCGCUCGCUGCCUGCUGAGGGCGCCGCGCGGCGUGCCCUGUGCCGCAGGGGGGCGCCGCUGGGGCGGCGACAAAGCGACGAGAGCAAGAUGGCUGCAGGCACGGUCCCAAACCUGGAGAACAAGCUAUUCGUCGGUGGUUGCCCGCCGACGAGCGAUGAGGAGGCCCUGCGCGCGAUCUUCGAAAAGCACGGCACCGUCGACGAGAUCUUCAUCAUGCGCGGAGGGUCGCGGUCCGGGAUGGCCUGCGCAUUUGUGCGCUUUGCGACGCAGGAGACGGCGCAGCGGGCGAUCGACGCGAUCCAUGGCAAUGUGACGCUCCCGGAUGCGUCGGAGCCGCUCGUCGUCCGCUGGGCCGAUGCGCCCGGAUCGCGCGGCCGCGAGAGCCGCGGGCGGCAGCCGAAUGAGCGGCGGCGCAGCGGCGGCGACCGGCGGAGCGGCGGCGGCGGCGGCGGCGGCGGCGGCGGCAUGGCCGGUCGCUAUGGGAUGGGCGGCUAUGCGAUGCAGCACGGGGGCUACACCUACGGCCCGACGGCGCAGUAUAUGUCCAUGCACAACCAGAUGCAGUACGGUGCGGCGUACGGUCAGAUGUACGGGCAGAUGGGGACCAGCGGGUACCACGCAGGCUACCCGCAGCACGCGCAGAUGAGCUACGGCUACGGCUAUUCGCAGCACGGCAUGGGCAUGCCGCAGGGUCAGGGGACGCCGCACGAGCAGCAGCAGGCGCAGCAGGCGCAGCAGCUGCAGUUCAUGUACGCGCAGCAGCAGUACGCGCAGCAGGC